Molecule: messenger RNA, 901 nt
Organism: Larimichthys crocea (large yellow croaker)
Lineage: Eukaryota; Metazoa; Chordata; Actinopteri; Sciaenidae
Gene: mrps16
Product: mitochondrial ribosomal protein S16
Exons: 4
Coding region: 181-597 (138 amino acids)
Biological process (GO): mitochondrial translation
Cellular component (GO): ribosome; mitochondrial small ribosomal subunit
Molecular function (GO): structural constituent of ribosome
Source: RefSeq, a predicted model, not a curated record
AGGGCAGCUACGUCACUUCCUGUUUAAACAUGGCCGCGCACUGACAAAUGUCACAUUACUUUGGGAAACACACACUUUACUAACCUCUGAUAUAUCACCUGUCCGGAUACAACAAAGACCACACCUGGCAGGAUUUAGAGGAUUGAGCUCUACUUCGUUCAGGAUAAUCCAGCCAGCAUCAUGGUUCAUUUAUCUUCACUCCUGCUAAAGAAGUACCAUGGAGGUUACGUUGUCAUCCGAUUGGCUCUUGCAGGCCACAAACAAGCUAACAGACCCUUUUAUCGCAUUGUGGCAGCUUACAACAAAAGGGCAAGAGAUGGUAAAUAUAUAGAGCAGCUGGGUAGCUACGACCCCCUCCCGAACAUCUACAAUGAGAAACUUGUAAGCUUCAACUUUGACCGAAUCAAGUACUGGAUCGGCUGUGGCGCUCACCCAUCGAAGCCAGUUGCUAAACUUCUAGGGUUGGCAGGAUUUUUCCCUCUGCACCCCAUGACGAUAACAGAGGCAGAGCGUCAAAGAGCCCAAACGGUGCUAACAGAAACAGCAACAGGAAAAGAGGAUGGUCUAGAGGAAGGACAGAAAGAGGCUGAAGUGUGAGAAUUACUGAAAAACUGGGGACUGUGUGUGACUGACCAGAACAAAACCAUGUCACAGUUAUUUGGAGAAAGAACCAAUUGAUUUGUUUUCUAACUUGUUGGGUCACCUGCUUGUAGCAGUGCCAGAUAUGUCAUACUGUAGUUCUAGCUGCUUUAAGUAGCAACUGUGGACAAUUCGUAUUAAAACUGAUUCUUCAUAUAAUUCAAUAGCUUCAUGUUAUUGUUGUUUUUGAGAAUGGAGUGCCGUAACAGGCAGUUGUUUGUAUUCUCUUUUUAUUUGACUUUAAUAAAGUAUUUAAAUAUUA